AUUACUGCUGACAAAUGUACGCAUAACACUGGUCGCUCUCGUUUUAUAGUUGGUAUUAGAUUAGAUUUUGUAAAUUGCUAUUUGGCCAGUAGGUCACUUUCUUAAUUAAUGCGGCCAGUUCAAGUUGCGAUGGGCAGAAAGAUGUUCCAUCAUUGGGGGUAGUGUUUACACUUCAUAACCUACAAGUACUUAAAAUAUUCGACCUGUGUAAUUAAUAAGGUUGGUAGUUUACCCCAAAAAAAAAAACCAAGUUGGGUAAGAAUGCACGUGCCCAAAAAGAGAAGUUUGCGAGGAAAUGUGGCAUGAAGAGACCCAAACCAUUGCAUCUCGUGGUCCGUCAGGCGAUUACAAAUUAGUGCCGGUUCUCGGUAACUGAUGGGCUGUCAUUCGCCUGACCAGAUCAAAGUUCUCUGCGAAUUUUUUGAUAAAUUCUCAGCCACUUGCUGAUUGACGGACAGAAGUAAAUGUAUUUAUAAGAUAAAUAGCCCUUUGAUUCGAUCUCCCGGCAGUAAUUUUGGCAUCAGAGCUGCUUUGUUUAGGUUUGUACUUCAACAUGGAUUUAAUUCGGCAGGAUGAUAGGUGGUUUAAGCCCGCUUCUAACGAUCGAGCUCUCUAUUCUUCGUCGUAAGAUGAAAAGUUGCGUUCUCUGCCUGCUAUUUGUUUUCACUUGGUAAAAAGAAAGACGACCUGUUUUUGGAGAUCAAGCGUUCAAGACUGAAUGUUUAACAAAUAUGGUUCAAAUGGGAUAAGCUAAUACAGAUUGGGUGAAAAUGGGAGCAGGUGGCCGAUCCUCCGUUCCUCCUGCCCUGAGGAAGUCAAAGACUGAGACGGUGAAGAGAAGCCCAGUGGAGCAGCCGCCGUUCACGCUGGGCCAGGUCAAGAAAGCUGUGCCGCCUCACUGUUUCAACCGUUCUGUGGUGCGCUCUUUCUCCUACGUCCUUUACGACCUCACCAUAGCCUUCGGCCUCUAUUAUUUGGCUACACAUUACUUCCAUCACCUCCCGCGGCCUCUCUCUUUCUUGGCCUGGCCAAUUUACUGGGCUAUUCAAGGCUGCGUCCUCACCGGCGUCUGGGUGAUCGCUCACGAGUGUGGCCACCACGCGUUCAGCGAUUACCAAUGGCUGGAUGACACCGUUGGCUUCGUUCUCCACUCCUCCCUCCUGGUGCCUUACUUCUCAUGGAAAUACAGCCAUCGCCGUCAUCACUCUAACACCGGAUCUCUUGAGCGCGAUGAAGUCUUCGUGCCAAAGAAAAAGUCCGGUGUUAGUUGGUACACUCCAUACCUUAACAAUCCACCAGGCCGAGUCGUAACCCUUGCGUUUACUCUCACUCUUGGCUGGCCUCUCUACCUUGCUUUUAACGUUUCAGGAAGGCAUUAUGAUCGUUUUGCCUGCCACUAUGACCCAUACGGUCCCAUCUACUCAGAUCGUGAACGGCUCCAAAUAUACUUAUCAGAUGCAGGGGUGCUCGCUGUGUUCUAUGGGCUUUACCGCCUUGCCGUGGCGAAUGGACUUGCCUGGCUCGUUUGUGUUUAUGGAGCGCCAUUGUUGGUGGUCAAUGGAUUUUUGGUGUUGAUCACUUUUUUGCAGCAUACUCACCCAGCAUUGCCACACUAUGAUUCCUCCGAGUGGGACUGGUUGAGGGGGGCUUUAGCCACGGUGGACAGAGAUUAUGGUAUUUUGAACAAGGUUUUCCACAAUAUUACAGACACUCAUGUAGCGCAUCAUCUGUUCUCCACGAUGCCUCAUUAUCACGCAAUGGAGGCUACAAAAGCAAUCAAGCCUGUUUUGGGAGAAUACUAUCAGUUUGAUGGGACCCCAGUUUACAGGGCAAUGUGGAGGGAGGCAAAGGAAUGUAUUUACGUCGACUCUGAUGAAGGCGCUGGGACCAAAGGUGUAUUCUGGUACAAGAACAAGCUCUGAUUUGAUUAGGAUCGUUGCACAUUAUCAGGUGGGGAAGAAGCUUCCCUUUGUCGAAGAUUUAGGCUAUGUUUCGUCUCCAUUUGAACUCUGUAACUUAGAUUUCCUUGGAAUAAUUUUCUGGCUUCAUAGAUGUAGAAUGUAGACAUAGCUCAGGAGUCAGUCGUCUUGGCCCGUGUUGUUUCAUGUGCCAUUUUGCCUGAUCCUGCAAGCUUGUGCCAAUUGGUCGAUCUGGUGAACCUGAGUCCAAUGCUUGAUUCAAGACAUUUGUUUGUGAUGUUAUUUUAUUCUUAACCACUCGAACUUGAAUCUUUCAAA
Molecule: messenger RNA, 2237 nt
Organism: Prosopis cineraria
Lineage: Eukaryota; Viridiplantae; Streptophyta; Magnoliopsida; Fabales; Fabaceae
Product: omega-6 fatty acid desaturase, endoplasmic reticulum isozyme 2
Exons: 2
Coding region: 771-1922 (383 amino acids)
Biological process (GO): lipid metabolic process
Molecular function (GO): oxidoreductase activity, acting on paired donors, with oxidation of a pair of donors resulting in the reduction of molecular oxygen to two molecules of water
Source: RefSeq, a predicted model, not a curated record